AGGUCCCAUGGUUUACAGCUUUGUUUCUGACACAAUUUUCCCAUCUCUCGUCAUCAAGCUGCACAUGCAGGGAAGGAGAUCUGGAUCAAGGAUUCCAGAAGCUCUUUAUGAUCAAUCUGGGAAGCAACGUCAGUCGCUGGAAAUCGUUUCACCAAGGCAGAAAUGGCACACACAUGAUUCACGUCAUUUUCUUAUUUUUCAAUUUAAAUAUGCGAGACACACGAUACUUAACGCUCAAGUUUUGGUACUCCGAGUCUCCGCCCCAUACAUGCUGUUGAAGUUGAAGUCUCUGCUCGAAGGCCAUCCUCAGUUUGGUAUUUCCCGAGAUACUCACAUUUUCCGGUCCAGGAGCUCAAGGAGUCCAGAAAUGGCACCUCCGAUACUUUCCUUGGCUUUGCCCUCCGAGACCGGUCGAGUUCUCAGUAUUCAAUCUCACACAGUUCAGGGAUAUGUUGGAAAUAAAUCAGCUGUCUUCCCUCUCCAACUAUUAGGCUAUGAUGUGGAUCCAAUUAAUUCAGUGCAAUUCUCAAACCACACAGGAUACCCAACUUUUAGGGGCCAAGUUUUGAAUGGACAACAGCUAUGCGACUUGAUAGAAGGCCUUGAAGCAAAUGAUUUAUUGUACUACACUCAUUUAUUAACAGGUUAUAUUGGUUCGGUUUCUUUUUUGAACACUGUGUUGGAAGUUGUUAAUAAGCUUCGUUCCAUAAACCCAGAACUUACAUAUGUAUGUGAUCCAGUGAUGGGUGAUGAAGGAAAGCUCUAUGUCCCUCUAGAGCUAGUAUCAGUAUAUCGCGAAAAGGUUGUCCCAGUGGCUUCAAUGUUGACACCCAACCAGUUUGAAGCAGAACAGUUGACUGGUUUCAGGAUUGGCUCUGAAAGAGAUGGCCGGGAAGCUUGUAACAUCCUUCAUGCUGCCGGGCCAUCAAAGGUUGUGAUUACAAGCAUAAAUAUAGAAGGCAAUCUUCUUCUUAUUGGCAGUCAUCAGAAGGAAAAGGAUCAAUCUCCUGAGCAAUUUAAGAUCAUUAUUCCCAAAAUUCCUGCAUAUUUUACGGGAACAGGAGAUCUUACGACUGCUCUUCUACUUGGUUGGAGCAAUAAAUAUCCUGACAACCUUGACAAGGCGGCAGAGCUUGCAGUAUCAAGUUUGCAGCUGGACCUUUAAUGAGCCAUGGAGAGAAUGGAGGCAAUGAGGAAAAGCUAGGGAAGAGAGAACUUCUCUCUAGCAUUUAGUUUAACUUGGCUAUUGAAUUUUCUAUUUGUGACGACUGUGGCCAUAUAUUACUUCAUAUCUAACCAACUUGAGUUGACAUCACUCAAGCACAGAGCAUUUUGGGUUGACUUCAAACCAGUGUUACAGCAGUACCAGGAUCAGAAUACCGAGUUUUAUACUCAACUAAGCCGCCUUUGGCUUGACAUUGGAUGCCAUGCUACUAUUGUUGAGGGUAGCCCUUGGUUGGUUGCUGGGGAUUUGAACGCUAUCAGAAAUCAGAAUGAAGCAAAAUAUCAUCUAAUAUUCUCCAUGCUGGGGAUUUGACCUGUUUGACCAUCAAAAUCAAUUUUAAAAUCAAUCUUGGAUGCAUCAACUUGUUCUUUCAAGGAA
Molecule: messenger RNA, 1603 nt
Organism: Carya illinoinensis
Lineage: Eukaryota; Viridiplantae; Streptophyta; Magnoliopsida; Fagales; Juglandaceae
Product: pyridoxal kinase
Exons: 14
Coding region: 8-1165 (385 amino acids)
Biological process (GO): pyridoxal 5'-phosphate salvage
Cellular component (GO): cytosol
Molecular function (GO): pyridoxal kinase activity
Source: RefSeq, a predicted model, not a curated record